GGAAAAAAAUAAAAUACUGAUUGACUGACGGGAGUCGGACGCAGUGCUAAUGAAAAUUCUUGUUUUAAUUGCAGCAUUUCAAAUAUUAUGGGGACAGAAGUAGCCUUAUCUUUUAGUGCUUUACGAGCUCAGUUAGAAAAUGAGAAGAGCAGCUUGUACAAAAUAGAUGAAAACAUCAAGAAGAUAGUGCAAACGUCCGGGAGAUUUUCUAACAAUGAUAGAUUCAAUUCAUCCGGAGAAUAUCCACGAGGUGGGGCGCGACCCGGCAGCCGGAAUUCCUUUUCUGACGCGAACAAGAAUGACGAAUUGUUUGGGAAAAGAAAACACGAAACUAAAACAGUGUUUAGCAGAUUGUCAGCUAGAGUGCAAGACAGUGAUGGUGAAGAGGACAGCCCCGGCGGGAAACGCGCGCGCAUGCCCUCAGCGGUGUCUCGCGAGCUGCCCACUCGCGCUGCUGUGCUGCGCGCGCAAGGGGACGAUGAGCAGGCACGCACGCGCAACCGACGCAUCUUCGGAUCACUCUUGGGGACACUGCAGAAAUUUAAACAGGAGGAAAUUGUAUUACAAACUAAGGAAGAAAAGAAGGCACAAGUGGAACGAAAAAUAGAAGAACAAGCCAGAUUAGAAAAAGAGAGAGAACAAAAAGAACGGAAGAACCUGUUCCAAGAGCGGGAUCAGAGGAAAGCCACGAUUAAGGCACUUGAAGCCAAGAUGGCUCGUGUCCAGGAAUUUGAGAAGUGGGAGGCGUCACAGAAAAGCCUCAGUAACUUCAUCCUCACCAAAGCAAGGCCACAUAUCUACUGGCUGCCAAAGAAGAUGACUGACAAAGCUAAUGAGAAACUUAACUCCAGCAGAAAGUUUCAUGAAAAAUGUAUGUCAAACAAACGAGCAGAGCUUCAGGAGGAACUUCAGCGAAUAGAGCAGCGCUGCCUGCGACGUGGACCAGGAGCCAAGGAAAAUGAUCCGGAGACUCCUCAUGAUGAGAAAAUUGAAGAUAAGAGACCGAGACGUAAGGAUUCCGAAACUUCAGAAACUGGCAAAAGUGACAAAGAUAUGAAUGAUGAUAAGGGUAGAAAGAGAGACAAGUUUGCCAUGGAUGUGGAUGAUAAAUAUAAAGAGGACAGUGAUGGGGAAGACAGACAUGAGGUACCUCCCAAACCAGAUAUAGACCCCAAGGAAGAAAAAGAAUCAGAUGACAGCAAAUUAGAUACAAGUGUAGAACAAGACACAUCUAUGCCGACAGAGCCCAGCCCAGGAGUCACACAGGAGUUAUUACCUACUUGCCCUGCAACCACAAAUGAGUCUACAACAGAGAACCAUCUCAACAACACCAAUGGUGAAGCUGAAGACGACUCCCAACAUUCCUAGUACACCCUCCCUGUCUAAGUAUAUAGCCAGUCUAAGUGUAGUCUAUUAUUCAAGUGUAUAAAUAUAUUGUACUUGUGAGUUUUACAUCAUGGUGUGAGUAAAAGGUUAAUAAAAUUAAACAAAUGAACUUUUAAAAA
Messenger RNA from Pectinophora gossypiella (pink bollworm), 1505 nucleotides. It is a transcript of the gene Pnn, whose product is annotated as pinin. NCBI's taxonomy places the organism in Eukaryota, Metazoa, Arthropoda, Insecta, Lepidoptera, Gelechiidae. The record is from RefSeq and is a predicted model, not a curated record. The transcript is spliced from 6 exons. Bases 88 to 1368 code for a protein of 426 amino acids. Gene Ontology annotation, cellular component: catalytic step 2 spliceosome.